AUGCCGCGGCGCCUGCAGCCCCGGAGCGCGGGCACAAAGGGCCCGCCUGGCGCGACCGCGGCGGCUUCGGAGGCCGCCUCGCGUCCCCACGCCUUGGCCUCCGGGGACUCUCCGGCAUCCGCCAAGCCGCUGCUGCGCUGGGACGAGGUGCCCGACGACUUCGUGGAGUGCUUCAUCCUGUCAGGCUACCGGCGGCUGCCGUGCACGGCGCAGGAGUGCCUGGCCUCGGUGCUGAAGCCCACCAACGAGACGCUCAACUUCUGGACGCACUUCAUCCCGCUGCUGCUGUUCCUGAACAAGUUCUGCCGCCUCUUCUUCCUGAGCGGCCGCGACGUGCCCUUCCACCACCCGUGGCUGCUGCCGCUGUGGUGCUACGCGUCGGGCGUGCUGCUGACCUUCGCCAUGAGCUGCACGGCGCACGUGUUCAGCUGCCUGUCGCUGCGCCUGCGCGCCGCCUUCUUCUACCUGGACUACGCGUCCAUCAGCUACUACGGCUUCGGCAGCACCGUGGCCUACUACUACUACCUGUUGCCAGGCCUGAGCUUGUUGGACGCCCGGGUGAUGACCCCAUACGUGCAGCAGCGCCUGGGCUGGCACGUGGACUGCACGGGGCUCAUCGCCGCCUACCGCGCGCUCGUGCUGCCCGUGGCCUUCGUGCUGGCGGUGGCCUGCACCGUGGCCUGCUGCAAGAGCCGCACCGACUGGUGCUCUUACCCGUUCGCGCUGCGCACCUUCGUCUUCGUCAUGCCGCUGAGCAUGGCCUGCCCCAUCAUGCUGGAGAGCUGGCUCUUCGACCUGCGCGGGGAGAACCCCACACUCUUCCUGCACUUCUACCGCCGCUACUUCUGGCUGGUGGUGGCUGCCUUCUUCAACGUGAGCAAGAUCCCCGAGCGCAUCCAGCCGGGCCUCUUCGACAUCAUCGGCCACAGCCACCAGCUCUUCCACAUUUUCACUUUCCUCAGCAUCUACGAUCAGGUGUAUUACGUGGAGGAGGGCCUGCGCCAGUUCCUCAAGGAGCCACCAGACGCGCCCACCUUCCUGGGCACUGUGGGCUACAUGCUGCUGCUGGUUGUCUGCCUGGGGUUGGUCAUCAAGAAGUUCCUCAGCAACGCCGAAUUCUGCAGUAAAAAGUGAGCCUCCUCCUUGGGGGAGGCUGCCGGCUCGCCCACCAGUUUGUUGGGAGUUUCUGUUGUUGGUUUGUUUUGAAGUUUUGUCGUGUUUCCUUCUUUGCUUGAGGAAGGUGCUGCGAAACCACAGGGGGGAAAGUCCAGCAAGGCAGGAGGGUCUCAGCGCACCUGGGGCUUUGGAAGAGGGAGGUGGGCAAACGGGAGCGAUAGGGCAGCUGGUUCUUGUCCUUGGAGAAAAUUCAGAUGGUGUCUGUGGCAUCAGGGAUUCUUCUAAGGCAGCGAAUAAAACCCCCACUAAAACCCCAAAUGGUUCGAUUUUCCAGUCGUCUUCUCUGCCAGAGGUAAUUGCAAGUGACCGUUGUGAGGUCAGGCAUGGAGUAAAGAGGGUAAGUAGACGAAAUCCCUGGGUACUUCCAUUUGGUUCUGAGGAAUGCUUGCAUUUGUCUAGGAAUAGACCUUUGUAGAAAAUCAGCACAGAGACACAAACCCAGGGUUUAACCUGCUAGAAAAUGCAUGGACUGUGAACACAUGUUAAUUAUUUCAAAAUGUUUUCUCAGAUGUUAUUUAAAUAGUAAUAUAUACAAUGGUUUUUCAUAAUUUAUCAAAGCCUGUUAUCUGCACUGAAUUUUCUUGUUGUGUAGUUUUGAAUUUUGCAGCCCUUCUGCAUUGCAUACACUUGAACUGGACAUCAGGGCAAGCUGCUUGAGACUUCUCAGCUACUUUUUUUACACAGUAUUUUUUUGGAGACCUGUGUGUGUCUUGAUACAACUGUGAAUUAUUCUACCGUAGGGACUCUGGUUAAACUAUUGAGAGGAAGCUAAGUGGUUUGUAUAGAUCCCAGAUUCCUGUUUACUUUAAUGUAUUCCAUAAAACCCACCUGAUUUUUUUUUUUUUUUUUUGCUUUCUUUUUAAUCUUAUUCUCUCCUUCUCUACUGAUUUAAAUUGCCACUGGAAUAAAUGUGCCUUUUGAAGCAAUGCCCAAAUGACUGGUCCUCAAAAAUAUCAAUGGUUUCUCACAUGGGGAGAGCAGUAGGAGUAAGCUUUUCUUACUUGAUUGCAAAUCGAGGUUUAACAUUCCACUCAGGAGGGAAGGAAGAUGGUGCUGGUUGUUUUUGGUAGGACCGAAAGUUGCUUACCAGGACAUGCAGAACAUUUGCCUUCUCUACAAGGAGAAGAAACCAACCCACUACUGUAGCUAUGGUUCCUAAUGUAGUCACUGGAGAACGUGACUGUGCCCAUCUAUCCUUGCUUAAAAUUAAAAUCAUAGUAUUCAGGAAUAAAUUUGGCAGUUGUGUUAUGAAAAAUCAGGAGUAUGUUAUUUGAGUUGUAGUUUAAGCCAAAUAAGAUGACCUUUGCCUAGUUAAGCACUGAAGUCUCAUUUGGGUCCAGACUAUGGAAAUGAACGGCAGUCACCCUAAGUCUUUGAAAAAUUUGGGAAGCACAUUCCUGAGAUCCUGUCUGACAACCACAUUGGCCAGUGUUACUUAAGAUAGUUCUCGUAAAUGCUAUCCUGGUUCUGAAAUGGCAACUCUAGAUUAACACAAACUAGUGAGGUGAUUUAAAUGCUUAUCACACUUCUGACAAUUCCUUUUGGUGAAGAGCCAAGUAAGUCAUUGAAUGGGGAAGUCUUGACUUCACGGUACAAUUUAGAUCAAGCACAGAAGGUAGAUGAACACUUACCUCAGCACUGGUAGGCUGGCGCUCCUGCCAAGACUGCUGUUUUUGUUUAUGCUUUUAAUCACUACUGUAUUUGUAAACAGAGAGGUUCGGCACAACUCCCUUGAGGAACCAAUAUCCUUGUGUGUUAACUGCACACAGACGUAAACUGCACGUCUGUCCGUAUUUGACUUAGGACCUCUUAAUGGGAUCAUGAAUACACUUUGCAAGUCUGCUGAUAGGUGUCAGUGUCUCAUCUUUGGCAAAGUGCAAGGAGAUUCCUGUUAGGUUACAUUACAGAGACUGAGAGUUGUGCCUGCCACGGAUGUUAAUAACUCAGCUGUAACUUCAUUCCGAACGUGUGCUCAAGGACAGUUGUGGAAAUCAGGCUAUUUCUGCAGGCAAACUCAUUUGCAUGUCAUUGCUGUGUCUUCUAGAACCCCAAAGAAUGUUGGUUUAGAAGCUGGAUGAACAGGUUGAGAAGUAUUUUGGGUCUUCCUGGUAAAAUAGCGACCUCCUUUUUCAGAAGAAACUUUCUAGAGACAGACUUCUAAAAAAUGUCGAUGAGUUUGAGAAAUUAAGCCCGUAUCUGUUGUUUUCAAUUUUUGUUGGCGAUCUUCCAGGUUCUCAAACGAAAUUCUCUUCUUGCCCUGUGUCUUUGUCCUUAAGCAGAGGCCACUUAAGGAUAAAAUUGUACCCAUAUCAUUUUCAAGUGAUUAUGAUGCAUGAGCUCAGUAAGAUGACACACUUUCCCCGGAAGGUUUCUGUGGAGUAAAGUCUCACUUCGUUCCCUUUGUCUCUUCCAUCCUGCACUUUCCCUUUCCUGCUCCAUCUUGGUUUUUUCUGUACCGCAGACAGCGUUGACAAAGGAUAUUCUGGUGGAAAACAGUGGUUUGGCUUUACUCUGUAUUCCCAUAGGAACCCUAUAUACUACAUAAGACCAAGGAAUGAUUUGUGAAACUAUAUAUGUUAUUUGCUAAAUGAUAUCAGAUUUCAGUCAAGGUAAAAGAUGGUUUUUGAGAAUCAGCAAAUAUUUACUCAGUCUCCACAUUUGCAUGGAACUCUCCAGGUGUAUUACAUAUUUCAGGGAUAAUAUGGCAAUCACAACAUAAUUGCUUGUAAAAUAUUUUUUCACGUAAAAUGUUUUUUCCCACUCUCCAUGGAGCUACGUCCUUUAAAAUUCAGUCUUAGUUUAUAGUGUUCAGCUGUUUGAAAUGUAGCACAAAUGAUAAGUCAAAAUGCACUCCCUUAUCUCUGUGCAACCUAUUUCAGCAGUAGAAUUUUGAACCCUAUUAUGUAAUGCAUUUUAUUUUUACUUGUUAGUCAUGAUCUAGGUGACAUCUCAAGGAGCAGUCAUGCCUGGGAAAUGAGGGUGUUUGACUUGCAUGCCUGUCACCCCGUGGGUUGGUCUCUGAAGCUGACUCAGGCUGACUUAAUUGGCCAGGUUGGAGGGCGUCCCCUUCUUUCCUGUCACUCUUGUAUCUGCACCUUCAGGUGAAGAGGGUGACCUUCCCAGAGAGAGGAAGUGAGUUCUUCAGUCAUGUCAUGCCUUGUAAAAAUAAACGUGAUCUUUCCCACUGGCCAUAUAACUUUCUAUAAAUAGCCCGGGAAGAAAGUGUGGGGCUUCACAGCUGGCCAGAGUGGCCUUCCCAUGUUUCCAUUCAUAAAUCCUACCUGUAAGUGAUUGCAGUCAAAACCCGUUUCACCUAAUUCAUCUUACUGCUUCAGGGGAAUCAUUCUGAAGAAUGCAAAAUCUGGGGAUGGAGAUGAUUUUUAUAACUUUUUCUGAUUUGGUGCUGAAUCUGAGAGCUAACAGCAAUAACAAGCAGGGAUUUUAAUCUUCAGAUCUCUUCACAACUUGAUUUAAUAUGCACAAAACUCUAGUAGGAGAAAGAUAUUGAAGGGGUUAUCUCCAUUUCAGGGUUAUACCAUUGGUCCCCUAAGGUGACAUAAUUAGAAUGUGGGGACAGUUGUGUGCUCAAUUAUGUUUACUAAUUCACAUGGCUAUGAUGCCUGGCCAAGCACAUUGACACUAACUGGAUAUAUAUUUUUUCCUCCUUUAAUUCAUUACCUUAUAAUGACAAAACAGCAAGGUUAGAGAUGGCUGUCCUUGAAUUUGGGCUUCCCAGGUGGCACUAGUGGUAAAGAACUUGCCUGCCAAUACAGGAGAUGUAGGAGACACAAGUUCAAUCCCUGGGUCAGGAAGAUCCCCUGAAGGGGGGCAGGGCAACCCACACCAGUAUUCUUGCCUGGAGGAUCCCACAGACAGAGGAGCCUGGCUGAGUAUAGUCCAUAAGGGUGCAGAGUUGCACACGACUAAAGCAACUUCACAGGCACACAUCCUUGAAUUUAGAUUAUAAUGUUGUAAACAAAAUGUUAUUAUUAACCACUUAAGUAGUUAGGUGGUUUUGUCCUCUUGAGUUGUUCUUCACCUAUUGAAGUCUGCCGUUGCUAACUUCAUUCUGUAAGAGUCCUGUGAGCCAAUUUUCAUUUUUUUGUUCAUGUAAUGCCUUCAGUGAUCAUUGAGCACCUUCUGCAUGUAAGAUGCUGGGCCAGGAACAAUCCGUAUCAUUACAGCCGUUACCCUCUGCUGGUGGAACAGAGGUAGGAACACUGGGAAAAAACCCUCUGACCAGGGACCCAACUCUAACCUUGGCCAUAAGCACAAUGUCCUAAGCCACUGUGUUUGGUUCUUUUCUCCUAUUAGUCUAAGAACAACGCAUAGAAUCUUAUUUCAAUUAACAUCUUAAUUUACCCACAACUGAUUUCUUUCUUUUUUCUUUCUUUAGUUUUCUUCCUUCCUUCCCUCCUUUUCUUUCUUUCUGAUUCUAGGUCUGUGUGAAUAUUAUAGGUAAAAAUAACUAGAAAGUUUAAUGUAUAAUCCAGGUGAAGGGAGAGCAGGCAUAUGCACAAAGAACUGAAAAAUUUGUCAUCACUACUAAUUAAUAAAGGUAGUUAAUAAAUAACAAUCACUUUUGGGUUCAUAGUGUUCAUAUCACUAUGAAGUAAGAUUCAUCCAAAGUGCCUAGACUCUGAUAUUAUUAAGUGUGCAUUUUAUAGAUAGUGUAAGUAAAAUUUUUUAAUGUGAACUUAAGUGCUUAUAUCUCCAAAGAUUAGCUAAGAUUAACUGACGUUCUUUAGCUUUUCCCCUUCUUUAGGUAUGUUGUAACCUAUGUACCUUGUUUCAGAAAAAAAUUAACCUGGAGAAAGGUAUCUAGAAAAAAAUAUCAGAUGUGAAAAAGCUAGGAAGCAGGCAUGGGAAAGGAAGAAUGAGGAAGAUUCGAUUCACACAGUCAGAAUGGGACAAGUUUAAUUACGAACAAUUUUGCCUGAGUUUUACAUUUUGUCCCUAGAAAAGCAUGUGCGUUCCCAGGGCGUUCGUGCUCAUAUAGGCAAAUGAAGAAUUCUGUUUGUCAGUCUGACCACAUCCUGUAGGUUUUGACCUGAGCACAAGCACCUCGGUAUAUUUUGAGUAGCACAUGUACGGUGGCUUCGUGUCUUUAAUUUGUCUCCAUAAAAUUAGGACAUAAGGCAGAAAGGCAUGAGGGGAUAGCACCAGCCAAUUUUUAAUCACCUUUUGAAUCAUUUUCUUGAAGGACUGCCAAUACUCUCUGACAUAUAUCUCCUGACAGAAAGCGAAUGAGUCUAGACACACCGAAAAAGGAAACAAUCAUUGGUGGAAGCUGACUACUGCUAUACUAUGUUGUGAUAGUCUGCAUGUCUUCCUACUGAAGACUUUAUUCCUUCAAUAUUAUGAAUAACUAUUUCCUCCUUGUGAAAAUAGAUGUCCACUUUCUUAGUCACUAUUCCAAAAGCCAAUGCAAAUUUUUGUCAUCAUUAGAAAAAGGACAAAUGGAUUGCAUUUCUGGUUUGCAGAUUUCUAACCAGUUUGUGGACUUUUUGUUCCCAAAUAGCUUCUUCAGAGUCUGUCAGUGAGUUGCAGAAUUAGAGUGUUUAUUUAUAGGUCACAGGCCAAGAAUGCUUAUUUGGCUGUUAAUUGUGGCAGGAUGUGACUUUUUAAAGCUCUGAACACAUACCUAGAUGCAACAGAAAUGCUCACAUAUUGACUAUUUAACUCACUGUAACACAGCUUUGGGUUUGAGCUUUUGAAAAUGUUUCCAAUGUACUAUACUUCUAAAUGCAGAAGCUUCUAAAGCUUCUAAAUGCACGACCUUUAAUAUUUUUUGUUCUUGAACAAUCUCUGAAAGCUGUUCCAAACUAGGCACUUCUUGAAUGUGUAACAUUAUUCUCGAAAGUGUAAAAGUGGCUGGCCACCUUUCUCAUGCCUUAUACUCCACCUAAAAUAUGCAAUAAGCACUCAAGCAGGAGUCGGGGGUGGGGAGUGUCUUUGGAUGGUUUUUAAACCAUUCUGAAGAAACAGCCCUUCUCCUCACAGCUCACCACAACCUUGAGAAAGGACCCCGUGUAAAUAACCCUUGUUUCCAGAUGAAAAACAGGAACACAUUGAUUUUAUUUCUUCUUUUAGGUCAAUCUCUAGUUAGAUAGCAUGAUCUGUUUGUAGUAUGCUGGAUGCAAAAAUGAAAAUUUUUAGAGAAGUAUUCUAAUUUUAUAUUUAAAUGUUUAUAAUAGCAAUUUGUUUGUAAAAACUGGCCUUAGCACACAGAAGAGAACCAGCGCUUUUUGGAAAGCCUCAUCUUUGUCCUGGGAAUUUAAUCACCUGGAGCUCUUACCCAAAUGAUAAAGACCUAGGAGGUCUUGAAACAUGUAAAUAGUGUAUAGUUUAAAGAUGGAUAAAAAUCAUUUUCUAAAAAAGAAGAAAACAGGUCAGCUAUGUUAUAGGUGUGUCACCAGGCUGCAUCUAAGUCUUUUCAAAAUUCUAUGAUAGUUAGAAAUGUCAUUAAAUGCACUCUUCCAACAAGGCUGAGCACAGACGGUCUACUUUUCUACCAGGUUUGUUUCCUUUUAUGGAGGCUAUGAGCAAAACUAAGCAACUGAGUACCAAGGCAAUACAGAAAUGAGGUCCAAUUCACUUUGAUGAGGGUUCAAUCAUAAACAUAGUAGGCUUGUGGAUAACAUAACCAGGAACAUGUGCAGCCCUGGACACUCCACUCCUGGUUUCUCUGGAGCAGAAAGAAGAAUAAAGCCUCAUGCCAUCCAGGAAAAGGCUCUAUUUCAGGGAUAGGGGAGGAUACCAUGCCCACUCUUCUCUCUAAAUAAAGCACGUGCUAGCUCUGAGUUCUGUCCAUUUCAGCUUUCUCCCAGACUGUGUCCACCACCCUCAAAGCCUUCACUUGCCACAAACUCAGCCUUGAAGACAAAAGGUUUCUAAAAGGGUUCCAUGUGUAUUUAGGCCUUCUCAAACCAUCUGCCUUAGGAGGUUCAUCCAUUUCUAAAGUAAGGAUUUAAGUACAAUGACUGCACUCAGAUUUACAAGGAUGCACAACCAGCAGGUUCCCAUUUGCAGCCAUUAAUUGAAGAGCUGUACACAUUUUCCCCCCCUUCAGGUCAGAGGCAGAGAAAGGAUUUACCAGUGACCAACCAGAGACCUCCUUGUGUCAGUAUUUUUUAAGUUCAUUUAAUGGUGUUAAUGGAGAAAGGGGAGAGUAGAGGAAAAUGCAGGCAUGAAAAAAGACACUGAAUGUUUUUCCACUGCUUGUUAAAUUAAUUCUUCUUAAGCAACCUUAAGUCCAGUCACCACCUACAUCCUGAACAGCUGUGUUUAGCUAGCUGGCGAGGCUUUCUCAGGGUGUGUGAACAGAUACUACAGUAUGGUUUCAAAUCGUUGGUGAAUUCUCCCAGAAAAGCAUUAUUUAAUCAUAAUCCCAUAUGACCUGAUACAUUAAGCAAAAAUAGUCCAUAGAAAGAGCUAUCACUUGGUCAGUUCUGUGCAUGUAGCUGAACAAAAAUCAUGAGUCAUGUCUGUUGUAUAAUUUGCCAUGAUUUCAGUUUCUUGAGACAUUCGUUCCCUAUGGUCUUGAAUAUGAAAAUUUGUAUAAAUAACUAUGCAUUUUUUGCUGAAAAACAAAUGUAUGAAUUAAGAAUAAAUUAUUUGUA
Messenger RNA from Dama dama (fallow deer), 8798 nucleotides. RefSeq names its product progestin and adipoQ receptor family member 9 (gene PAQR9). Bases 1 to 1134 code for a protein of 377 amino acids. Gene Ontology annotation, molecular function: signaling receptor activity. The record is from RefSeq and is a predicted model, not a curated record. Gene Ontology annotation, cellular component: membrane. The transcript has a single exon. NCBI's taxonomy places the organism in Eukaryota, Metazoa, Chordata, Mammalia, Artiodactyla, Cervidae.